CGGAGCUUUGGUGGAUCUCAAGAGUUUGAUAUCUCCCCAUGAACCUUGGAUGGUGUAGAUCACCUGUGGGUUUCUUUUCCUGAAGGCAACUUGUUCUAUGGGGAAAUAGGACAAGCCGGGUCCUGCAUGCCAGCUUUUUCUCUGGCCUUUUGAACCCGCCUGCAUCCAGUGCCACCAGCAUCCUGGCUUGUAAAAUCUCCCCAGUCUAACCAGUCUGAGGGACAAGCCUUCCUAGACUAUUCUCGAGACUCCAUGGCUUCAUGGCUUCCUCCAGGAACUCAGAGGAAGAGCCCCUUCGCAGUCCUUUCCCUCUGACUCCCCCACCAGCUCUGGGGGAUGAGUACUAUCCUUUUGGGGGUGAGGGCCAGCCACCCUUUGUGGGGAAUGCUGCUGCUGCUGGAGCUGCGGGAGAAGGGGACCCCGAAGACUUGGAUCUGGGGGUGCUGCUUCAGAGGAAAGAACAGGACUUGCUGUUGGCAGCGGAAUUGGGAAAGAUGCUCCUGGAACAUAACGAGGAACUGGAACGACGCUAUGAUGAACUGAUGAAGGAAUAUUUGGAAGUCAAAGAGCAUCUUGAACAAGAGAAACAUGAACUCCGGAGGCACCUCGAAUCAGGCCGGGCGGAAUUUGAAACCCGGACGGCAGAGCUGGAGGCUGACUUGGUGGCCACCCGAGCCCAGCUAGGGCAGAAGCGUCUAGAACAGCAGGACACCAGCCGAGAGAACUCACAGGCAGUUUUAGACCUUUCAGAACAGAACCAACGUCUGGUGGAGCAGCUAAGUCAGGUCACUCACUUGGAGCAGCAACUCCAGGAAGAUUUGAUUGUAUUACGUGCAGAACAUCGGACUUUGACCCUCUGCAAUGCUGAGUACGGUGCCAGGAUGCAAAGUCUGCAAGCUGAGAAUCGCCUGCUUCAAGAGCGGAAGCAAGAUAUGGAGAAACAGAACCGUCAGCUCCGCGAGGAGAACGAAGCCAUCCAGGCACUGGUGGACACGUUACACGAAAACCUCCUCUUUCUCCGGAGAGAGAGCCGUGAAAAGCAGCUGAAGUUUAAACAGGUAGAAGCGGAAGCUGAGGAACUCCGGACUGCCAAUAGGCGCCUCCAGCAUCAGGUCAAGGAUCUGAAAGAAGAGAUCCGUCUGCAUGAGUUAGAUACCUCUGUUACCUCCAUCCAGUCCGAGAUUGAAAGCAGUUUAGGCGAUGCCCCAGGAGCUCCUGGACAGACACCAAAGUCAAUCACCCAUGGCGUCAACAAGACUGAUUCCACUCCAAAGAAGGCCUCUCCGAGUCCGGAGGAGAACAUCUCUGAAUACACCAAAAAGGUUUCAGCCUUGAACUAUCAGCAGCAAGAUAUCCUGGCCCAGAAAGAAAUGGAGAUUAGAAAACUCCAGGAUCAGGUGACUUUGCAACACGUGGAGCUCAGUGGUUUGAAGUCCGAGAUAGAGAACCAGCGGCGGUUGUACCAAGAAAGCAAUCGGGACAAGGCCUUGAAGUUAGCCGUAGCAGAUCGGGAUGAGGCGAUAAUCAAGAAAGGCGAAAUAGAACUGGAAUUGGCAAAAAUCUCCCUGGAGAGAGAUUCGCUGAGCCAACAGUUGCUGCGUGUCAUUCGACAGAAGAUGGCACUUUCUCAGGAAUUGGAAGCUUGGCAAGAUGAUAUUCAGUAUAUUAUUCACCAGCAACUUCUCCAGAAACAGCGGGAAGAACGCCACUGCCUCACCCCACCACCAAAGCCACCGACACAAGGCAAGGGUCCUGAAUUAUUUCGCGCUGGUGCCAGCAUGCCCAGUGGCACGGGCUUCUUCUCAUUCUUCCGGAAAAGCUGAAUUGUUGAAGGUUUCCAACAUCAGUUCGCCAACCUCUGCUCCAAGUUCUAAGAUCACCCUCUUCUGGUGAGUUGGAGACAUGACUCAUCUAAGUGGAUUAUUCCAGAGUGGCAGCUCGAGACAUCUACAGAUUCCAGCGCCUGGCUUUUGAUGGAAUGGAACCAGAAACAUGGCUUCUGAUCCUUCACUUUUUCAUAGAAUCAAGAUUGGUAGGAAGGGGCACAUUAAUCUCACAUCCCUCCCUUGCAAGAAGAAAUAGAUUACAGGUAGUCUUUGACUUUCAACCAUUCAUGUAGUGACAUUUCAAAGUUGCAAUGGCACUGAAAAAAGUGGCUUAUGACCAUUGUUCACAUUAUGACCAUUGUAGCUUCCACUUGGUCGCGAGAUCGUAUUUAUGAAGGAUGCUGUGUCCUAGAGUCAUGUGAUCACCUUUUGCGACCUUCUGAUAAGCAAAGUCAAUGGGAAGGCCAGAUUCACUUAACAACCAUGUGCCUAACUUAACAACUGCAGUGAUUCACUUAACAGCUGGCAAGAAACAUCGUAAAAUAACGACUGACUUGCCUGGCGAUGGAAAUUUUGGUCUCAGUUGUGGUCCUAAGUCGAGAAAGUCUUGUAAUGUUCGCUUCUUUCAAGUGGGAGACAACUGCUGGCAAAACAGGAACAUCCCUAGAGGGGGAAAUGAAAAAAAUCAAGAUGGCAGCUUCACUCUUGAAUUUUUGACCCACAUCCCACAGAUACUCUCUAGCAAACCAUGUCGCAGCAGACCCUAUUUUACUUUUCUUGGUUUGAAAAAAAAGGUAAUUGUCCCUUGGGUUGAACUCAGCUGCUAAUAGCUAUGUAGACACAUCUGUUUUCUGGGAAGUGUUGGAUUAAGCCUCAACGUUCUCUUCUUGUCUUAAAGAGUGAAUACCAAAGAAUGUAUCCAAGGAUUUGAUAUUUUAAUAGGCUGGAUAAUGGAAAAUAAAAGAGAAUCUGAACCAGGUUCUUAAAAUCCAGGCAGUCAGAGGACAAAGGUAGUGAAUGCAACAACUCUGGAAGUUUUUAAGAAGAGAUUGGACAACCAUUCCUCUGAAAUGGACCAGAGUUUCCUACCUGAACAGGGGGUUGGACUAGAAGACCUCCAAGGUACCUUCCAAAUCUAAAAAAAAAUAUUUUGUCAAUUCCACCUGAAAUAGUGCACAGCAGCAUGGGCAUGAAAGUCUCCCUUCAAAAUGCACCAGUAUUAUACUCUGUAAUGCAUUAGAGCAGAGGUCUUCAAACUUGACAACUUUAAAACUUGUGGGCUUCAACUCCCAGAAUUCCCCAGCAGCAUGGCUGGCUAAGGAAUUCUGGGAAUUGAAGUCCACAAGCCUUAAAAUUGCCCAAUUUGGAGACUUCUGCAUUAGGAUGUCCUCUUCAAUAAGAUCAACCUAUGGCAGACUCCCACUGGCUGUGUUGGGGCUGUAAAUCCUAGAAUUCCUAACCAUGACUGCCAUAUUCCUGGGAAUUCUGGACACUGUGGCCCAGUAUUUCUCAGUUUUGAAAGCUUUUAAGAUGUGUGGACUUCAACUCCCAGAAUUCCUUAGCCAGUCAUGCUGUAGUUGUAGUUCCACAAUCUUAAAGUUACCAAAGUUGGGAAACACUGCUGUAGCCCCUACUCAUUCAGAGAACAUCAAAUCGGGGAAGGCUGACUGAGAUUUUCUCUAUCACUUUUUUUUUUUUAAUAAAGUAUAUAUAUUUGUGGCUUUUUAAAAAUCUGCAUAUAUUUCUACAUAUGAGUUUCAGUCAUGUUGCUGAAACACCAGCAGGGGGCAGUAAUGCUCUAUCCUCUUCCUCCUCCCUUUUCUCUUCCUGUUGUAUGCAAACAAGAAACAAGAAGAUACUAUUUUGCACAUAUAAUUUCUAUUGCUAUUUAACAUACAGAAGAAUAUAUAUUUUGGUUUCAAUACCAAAGCUGACAGGCCUGAUCCAGACAGAGAUUUAUUUAUCUAUGAAGAAGAAAUUCUA
This is a messenger RNA of Thamnophis elegans (Western terrestrial garter snake), 3809 nucleotides long. RefSeq names its product BICD family like cargo adaptor 2 (gene BICDL2). Lineage: Eukaryota; Metazoa; Chordata; Lepidosauria; Squamata; Natricidae. The transcript has 10 exons. Gene Ontology annotation, biological process: vesicle transport along microtubule; Golgi to secretory granule transport. The record is from RefSeq and is a predicted model, not a curated record. Bases 261 to 1823 code for a protein of 520 amino acids.